This is a messenger RNA of Oppia nitens, 708 nucleotides long. Its product is annotated as neuropeptide Y receptor type 5-like. NCBI's taxonomy places the organism in Eukaryota, Metazoa, Arthropoda, Arachnida, Sarcoptiformes, Oppiidae. The record is from RefSeq and is a predicted model, not a curated record. The transcript has a single exon. Gene Ontology annotation, biological process: G protein-coupled receptor signaling pathway. Bases 1 to 708 code for a protein of 235 amino acids. Gene Ontology annotation, molecular function: neuropeptide Y receptor activity. Gene Ontology annotation, cellular component: membrane.
AUGUCACAAAGUGUACACAACUUAAGCUACCUGUGCGACAAUGAAACAGUCGAUUUAAAACAUUAUUUGUCUAUGAAUUUAACAAUACAUGAAAUAAUUAAAUUAGUUUGUCUUGAAGAUGAAAUCCCCGAUGAGUUUACUGAAAACACUAUUAUUAUUACUGUCUAUACAAUGAUAAUAAUGAUAUCCCUUUUUGGCAAUUUGUUUGUCUUGAAAGUUACAUUUAAUUUGCGGACCACAACAAACUUGUUGAUAGCAUCCCUGUCCAUUUCGGACCUAAUAGUAACCCUAUUUAGUAUACCGUUUAACGUAUCGCGAUUGAUAAUGGACGAGUGGCCAUUUGGACAGUUCAUGUGUUUUAUGGUACCGUUCCUUCAAAUAAUGGCCGUUUAUGUAUCCAGUUUUACAAUGGCUGUGAUAGCCAUAUAUCGUUGGCGAUCAGUUAGCUCUGUAGUACCGGUGCAGUCCUGGUCACGACUCUAUUUGUUGGCAACAAUUAUAGGCACUUGGAUUUUGUCGGCCAUAAUGGCUAUACCUCUGUCAAUGUUUAACAAAAUACAAAUCGUUGAGUCGUAUAAACCGGUAACGCGUUGCAGGAAUUUAUAUCCCGAUUCCCGACACAACAUAUCAUUGAUGCUAACAAUUGAAGUAUUUCUAACACAAUAUGUGAUACCACUGUCGUGUGCCGGCAUUAUUGUAAGUAUUUAA